AUGUCGGAAUUCGAAAGCAAAACCUUUUGCUCUGCCGGAUUUCCCCAGUCCAGUCAUCCAAAGGAGAGAAUAACUAAACCAAACUACCCAUUUGAAAGAUGCGGAAUGGACUGCAUGGGACCAUUCAACUACAAGUCAAUUGUGUCAGACGAAAAUGUAAUAGACUACUGCGCUAAUCGACCUUCCUUCAACUUCACAGCAAGCCACAGUCCCUGGCAAGGAGGAAUAUAUGAAAGACCGGUAGGAAUCUUCAAAGCAGCUUACAAAAACGCUGUCGGAAAUGAUAUCGAGACUCUGAAAACUCUAACCGCAGAGUGCACAGCCAUCUGCAACUCCCGUCCACUCAAUUAUGUCGCGGAAGAGAAGUCCUGUUAUCCACUCAGACCAAUAGACUUUCUACGCCCAACAGCAAUAAUUGCAACUCCUAGGAUCGACUACAACGAACAACUUGAACCAUGCACCGACAUGCAAGCAAACCUAAUGGAACUGUGGGAAUAUACAAGUGAGAUGUUAGAUUGUUUCUGGAAGCGAUGGAAAUCCGAAUACCUACUCGCGUUGAGGGAACAAUAUAAAAAAUCUCAUAAGCACCCACGCCUUGAAGAAAAGUCACAACCAAAACUGGAUGACUAUGUCAUCAUACAUGACGACUCACUCAAAAGAGGACAAUGGAAACUCGGACAAGUCACUGGAUCGACAAAUGAUUUCAAAAGAACAGUUCAACUUCGCCUCGCCAAUAGAGAGACAAUCACAAGGCCUAUCACGGAUACACCUUUUGCGUACCAAGCUGCAAAUGUUUGUGGUGCAAUUUCUGCUGUCACUGCAAAGAAACGUGCUUGUUUUACCGAUACUACGCCCUCCCGAAAGGAAACAUCCGCAACCACCAAAUUACAGUCGUCUUCGAUGCGUCUUCUCACUAUAGAGGCGCACCGAGCCUAA
Molecule: messenger RNA, 936 nt
Organism: Necator americanus (New World hookworm)
Lineage: Eukaryota; Metazoa; Nematoda; Chromadorea; Rhabditida; Ancylostomatidae
Exons: 2
Coding region: 1-936 (311 amino acids)
Source: RefSeq, a predicted model, not a curated record